Indicator indicator is the source of this 2010-nucleotide messenger RNA. RefSeq names its product solute carrier organic anion transporter family member 4C1 (gene SLCO4C1). The transcript is spliced from 13 exons. Lineage: Eukaryota; Metazoa; Chordata; Aves; Piciformes; Indicatoridae. Gene Ontology annotation, biological process: sodium-independent organic anion transport; transmembrane transport. The record is from RefSeq and is a predicted model, not a curated record. Gene Ontology annotation, molecular function: protein binding. Bases 1 to 2010 code for a protein of 669 amino acids. Gene Ontology annotation, cellular component: membrane.
AUGAAUGGUGGUAUCGAGAACCCGGUGUUUGAGCCACCCAGCCCUGACAGUAGCCGCCAGCGCCAGGUUAGCCCAGCCGAGGUAGAUGCCAACGUCACUGAGGAGGGGCCCUGCGGAUGGGGCCGCUGUACCCCUAAGGCUCUGCAGCUCUGCAACAACCCAGAGGGCUAUCUGGCUGCUUACAGCUUCCUGGCUAUCUUCCAAGGUAUUGUGGUAAAUGGCUUGAUUAAUAUUAGUAUUUCAACAAUUGAGAAGCGUUAUGAGUUAAACAGUUCAAGAACUGGCUUAAUCUCUGCAAGCUAUGAUGUUGCUUUUUGUAUAUUGUCAUUGUUUGUGUCUUUCUUUGGAGAAAGAGGGCACAAACCACAAUGGCUUGCUUUCUCAGCAUUUAUGCUAGGAUUGGGCUCACUUGUAUUUUCUUUACCACACUUCAGUAGUGGAAAAUACCAAUAUGGAACUAAACUUGAAGACAUAUGUCAAAUUCCAGGAACAAGCUCUGCUAACUUCACUUGCAGUGCCAGCACAAAGUCUUCACUUUCCAACUACUUGUAUGUCUUUAUCCUGGGACAGCUGCUGCUGGGAGUUGGAGGAACUCCACUCUAUACUCUGGGAACAGCUUUUAUUGAUGAUAGUGUCCCAAAACACAAGUCUUCCCUUUAUAUAGGAAUUGGCUAUGCCAUGUCACUGUUGGGUCCUGCUAUUGGCUAUGUCUUAGGAGGGCAGCUGCUUAAUAUUUAUAUUGAUAUCCAGAUCCCAGAAAGUGCAAUGAUGAGUCAAGAUGACCCACGUUGGCUUGGAGCAUGGUGGAUAGCAUUUCUUGCAUGCUUUUUUUCCAUUUGGCUUCUUAUAAUACCUUUCUCAUGCUUUCCAAAACACCUACCAGGAACAGCAAAAAUACAGGCUGAAAAAAUCUCUGAAACUCAUAAUGAUGGAAGUGAGGGGCUUGUUGAGACCAAAAAUAUUGGAAAAAGUAUUAAAGACUUCCCUGUGGCUCUCCUGAUAUUGUUGAAGAAUCCAGUGCUUAUGAGUCUAAUACUAGCCAGUUCUUCGGAAGCUUUAGUUGCCACUGGCUUUGCCACAUUUCUACCAAAGUUUAUAGAAAAUCAGUUUGGAAAGACAUCAAGUUUUUCAGCAACUCUUGGAGGACUUGUAUUAAUUCCAGCAGCAGCACUAGGCCAAAUCAUAAGUGGCAUCUUGGUUUCUCGGUGCAAAAUGGACUGCAAAAGCAUAAUCAAGUUCAUGAUAGGCUCUUGCUCAGCAGGCCUACUAUUGAACACAGUGUUUUUGUUUGCUAAAUGUGGGAAUGAACCUUUUGCAGGUGUCUCUGAAACAUAUAAUGGAACAGGCAUGCUAUAUAACUUAACAGCACCAUGCAACGCUAACUGCCAAUGUUUGCUCUCUAUGUACUACCCAGUUUGUGGCAGAGAUAAAGUCCAGUACUUUUCUCCUUGUUUCGGAGGAUGCACAUCACAACUUUUUAACAACAGGAAAAAGACUUAUCACAACUGUUCCUGUAUUGGGAUACCAAGAAGAGAAAAUAGUUUAGAAGAUUUCCUCUAUGAAGCUGUCCCUGGGAAGUGUCCAACGCAAUGCAAAUUUUUACCUUUAUUUCUGACCGUCUUCUUUUUCGCUAUUGUUUUUACAUUUAUGGCUGUUACUCCAACAACUGUGGCCAUUCUCAGGUGUGUGCCAGAUAAACAGCGGUCAUUUGCUCUUGGAGUACAGUCAGUGUUCCUGCGUCUACUAGGUACUAUUCCUGGACCAAUUUUGUUUGGUGUUGCUAUAGACAACAGUUGUACUCUCUGGGAUAGUGAUGAAUGUAAGACUGAAGGAGCCUGUUUGGUUUAUGACAAUGAAAGAAUGGCUUAUCUGCUGAUGGGCAUCAGCGCUGGUUGCAAAGUCAUCACGAUCAUCUUUGUAGUCAUGGCAGUGUGUUUGUAUAAGCCUCCACCAGCAAGUGCAGCCCUCUCACAGAAACAUUCAGAAAUGGUAUCUGCUAUACACACAUAA